CCACAAUGGAAAUCGCGCGCCACGCCAAACAGACUCUGCACGCCCCUGCGCUCCAAUUGUAUGCUCUCUGAGAUUCUGAAAUUAAGAGGAAGAAAGACUAGUCCCAAGGCAUGAAUACAAUAUUUAAUAAACGAUAUGUCAACUCUAAGCGUCCGCCUUGCUGUACCUAUUGAUCAUCAAUAGUUGUGUGCUCAAGUUUACCAAGAUCCAAAGUUGUCAGGCAGCGUUCAUUGAACGCAUGCGCAUUGCAUCCACUAUCCAGCUCAAAAUAAGAGUUAAAACAGAAACGAGUGCAGGAGGAGGAGAGCGGGAAGAGAUGACUGACACCCCUCCCAGUGAUGGCCCCUCCCAGGGGGCAGAGUUUGACAUGAUGGGCGCUCUGGACUGGCAGGACGGCAUCGCCACACUGCCUGGCAGCGACAUCAAGUUCCGUAUGACAGAGUUUGGAACUUUGGAGAUUGUGACAGAGCCAGAGGUCAAAGAGUCAGGGCCAACCCCCCAGAACCCCGCCCAGUCGAAAAGCCCCACCCCUCCACCAGAGGCCCAAUCAGAGAGCAGCGCAGCCUCUUCUGCAGCCAAGGAAGUCCAGCCACUUGCACCUAAGGCUCAAGGCCCUGUGCUUCUGUCUCUAGAGGAGGGUCCCAUGGUGGAGGAGCCCAGGGUGGAGGCGGGCCCCAGGGCGGAGGUAUGCCCCGAGGUGGAGGCAGGCCCCAGGGCUGCGAUGGCUAGCUGUAGGUCAUGUGGGGGCUCCGGUCCACUGGAAAGUUUCCUCCAGGGCAAAUACUGCAGCUCCAUUUGUGUCCAGCCCUCCAGUGGCAGGUCAUCACCCGGAGAGCGGAGGGAGAGAGAUGGGGGGGAGGGGGGACUGGGGAAACGAGUGAGGAAGAAGAGGAAGAUCUACAUGGACUCUGGUGAUGAAGAGGAAGACAACCAGGAGGAGGAAGAGGACAAGUCCAAGGCUGUCAAAGGGAGGAGAGCUGCUAAGCUGGCCAAGCUAGUGACAGCCCCACCCAAUAAGAAGCGAUCCUGGAGCUGGCCCUCCUACAUGGAGGAGGAGAAGGCUAUAGCUGCCCCCCUUAAACUGUUCAAGGAGCACCAGUCGUUCCCUCAGAGCAGGAAUGCCUUCAAAGUGGGGAUGAAGUUAGAAGGACUGGACCCCUGUCACCCCUCUCUGUUCUGUGUGCUCAGUGUUGCUGAGAUCCAGGGUUAUAGGGUAAGGCUUCAUUUCGAUGGGUAUCCAGAGUGUUAUGACUUCUGGGUAAAUGCUGACACCUGGGAUGUGAAGCCGGCGGGCUGGUGUGAGAAGAUGGGACACAAGCUGCUACUGCCUAAAGGUUGUAAGGAUGGGGAGUUCAACUGGAACAUGUAUGUGAAGAACUGCAGAGGUCAGCUGGCCCCCAAACACCUCUUCAAGAGCCUCAACACGUCGGUGACUCCGUCAGGGUUCCGUGCGGGUAUGAAGCUAGAGGCGGUGGAUAAGAAGAACCCAUAUCUGAUCUGCGUAGCGUCCAUCGCGGCUGCUGUUGACAACAGACUCCUCAUACACUUUGACAACUGGGACGACACCUAUGACUACUGGUGUGAUGCCAGCAGUCCCUACAUCCACCCUGUAGGCUACUGUGAGGAGGCUGAGCUGACCCUCACCACCCCUGCUGAGUAUAAGCACCCAAGGAGUUUUUCCUGGGAUAAAUACAUGGAGGAGACUGGCACACAGGCAGCCCCUGCACGUGCCUUCAAACUGCGUCCGUGCCAUGGGUUCCAGGCUGGAAUGAAGCUGGAAGCUGUCGAUAAGAGGAAUCCCAUGCUCAUCCGCGUAGCAACCAUCGCAGAGGUGGAGGACCACCGACUGAGGAUCCAUUUCGAUGGCUGGAGUGAAGAGUACGACUACUGGGUGGAUGCUGACUGCCCAGACCUGCACCCUGUGGGCUGGUGUCAGAAGACGAGUCAUCCCCUACAACACCCCUCCAAUGGCUCCACUGAUAUGCUGGUCCUCCCAGGGCAGGGCUGUCCUACCCCAGGAUGCAAUGGGGUAGGUCACAUCCGAGGACCCCGCUACGGAACCCACUACACGGGGGUGAGUUGUCCGUACUCGGAGAUGAACCUGAACAGGGAGGGCCAGGUACCAGACCGUCUGAGUGGAGAACGACCUAUGACCCUGAGUGGACCUCAUCACCGUGGGCGACGCCCAGACCCUCCUGUACACACCCAGACAAACAGCCCCACCACACCGGAGCAGCCCGAGCCUGCAGACGACUCCCCUCAGACCAGUGUAACUAGGGGGCCGACGGUUGACGAGGGCGAACAAUCCAGGUGCAGCAGUCAGAGUGAGCCACCAGGGGGCUCCACUGAGCCCAUCAACGACGGAGCCAAGGCCAAGAGGUCUGCUCCAGUCCCAAAGUAUCUGAAGCUGCACGUCGUCAAGCAGGAGAGUGGAGAUGGGAAAGACUCCCUGUCUCUCCAGCAGGCGCUCCAUGAGUCAGUGUUCUCCCCGGGUGGCUCCUCCUCUCCCCCUCACAGGGUGGCUCUGUGCUGGGACAAACACUGCCAGCUGCUCCCUGAGGUCCUGGGCCUCACAGCUAAGAGAGUUGCAACCUGGACCGCCGACGAGGUGGCCAGUUUUGUCAAAGGGCUCCCGGGCUGUAAAGAGCAUGCUGCCACCUUCAGGACAGAGCAAAUGGAUGGAGAGGCCUUCCUGCUUCUCACCCAAGCAGACAUAGUCAAGAUCCUGUCAAUCAAACUAGGCCCUGCCCUCAAGAUAUACAACGCCAUACUCAUGCUGAAGAACGCUGAUGAGGAGUGAGACGCCCCCUGACGCUUCAUUUCCUCCCACACCCGACCGCUGUAUCUGAAUAGUCUAGAGAAGUUUAAUCUCUUUCUUUGCCUCCUCACCUUAUUCUCUUUGGUCUUCAUCUGCACUGAUCUGAGCCCGUAGGAUAGGUCAGAGCAACGUAAUGGAUGGCCACCAGGAAUCUGCUUUCAGCUAUCCUGUUCUUCCACAUCAGUGUAGAGGAGUAGAGAGGAUGUACCUGGUGUCAGUGUAGAGAGGAUGUACCUGGUGUCAGUGUAGAGGAGUAGAGAGGGUGUACCUGGUGUCAGUGUAGAGGAGUAGACAGGAUGUACCUGGUGUCAGUGUAGAGGAGUAGAGAGGAUGUACCUGGUGUCAGUGUAGAGGAGUAGAGAGGAUGUACCUGGUGUCAGUGUAGAGGAGUAGACAGGAUGUACCUGGUGUCAGUGUAGAGGAGUAGAGAGGAUGUACCUGGUGUCAGUGUAGAGGAGUAGAGAGGAUGUACCUGGUGUCAGUGUAGAGGAGUAGAGAGGAUGUACCUGGUGUCAGUGUAGAGGAGUAGAGAGGAUGUACCUGGUGUCAGUGUAGAGGAGUAGAGAGGAUGUACCUGGUGUCAGUGUAGAGGAGUAGAGAGGAUGUACCUGGUGUCAGUGUAGAGGAGUAGAGAGGAUGUACCUGGUGUCAGUGUAGAGGAGUAGAGAGGAUGUACCUGGUGUCAGUGUAGAGGAGUAGAGAGGAUGUACCUGGUGUCAGUGUAGAGGAGUAGAGAGGAUGUACCUGGUGUCAGUGUAGAGGAGUAGAGAGGAUGUACCUGGUGUCAGUGUAGAGGAGUAGAGAGGAUGUACCUGGUGUCAGUGUAGAGGAGUAGAGAGGAUGUACCUGGUGUCAGUGUAGAGGAGUAGAGAGGAUGUACCUGGUGUCAGUGUAGAGAGGAUGUACCUGGUGUCAGUGUUGAGGGGUAGACAGGAUGUACCUGGUGUCAGUGUAGAGGAGUAGAGGAUACAGAGAGGAUGUACCUGUGGUGUCUGUUGGAAGAUCUUAAUUGCAUACUCCUCGUGUCCUCUCCUCGUCUCCUUCUUAAAACCCAUUGGAUGAGAGAGCCAGAGGAGAGAGGACGCGAGGAUUAUGCAAUUGAGAUCUUACAUGUCAGACAUCACAGUCAACCCAAGAAAGUGUUUUAUACUAUAACAUAGCAACAAUUAUAAUUUAAAGGGGCAAUCUGGAGUUGAAACAAUUACAAAGCAGUAACCCCACCACUGUUUUGGCCAAAAGCUGAGGGAUGGAUGGGGCUGGAGAAAUGUUACCGCUCUCAAAUUCAUAGACAGAACUAUGUAUACAAGGACUGACCAUCAAAAUGAUGUUUUGAGGCUAUACAGUGUUUGUUUACAUUUACUUUGUUUACCAACAUUGAAGAUGAACAAGCUUAUAUUUGGUGUUUUGGGGUUCUGAUGGGGUACGACAGUUGAACUAAGCUCAUGAGGCAUUUAUAAGAUAUUCUUUGAGAAUCAAAAAUGUAUGUAGCAACUGCAGAUUGCCCCAUGAACUUAAAUGUUUUUCUGAGUGAGUAAGAAAUGAGUAGUGGGCACCUUUAAAGUUCAGGCAUCUUUAAAGUAUUGAUAUUGAAUUAAAUUUGAAGGUAGACUCAGUGAAAUGACGUUGUCACGAGCAGCUCCACAGAUAUUGAGAUGAGUGAGAUGCAGGACCUCACACACGGUGUCUGCGGAACAGGAGGCUGGUGGCUUUUUAAUUGGGGAAAACGGGCUCAUAGUAACGGCUGGAACGGAAUCAAUGGAAUGGUAUUGGUUUCCAUGUGUUUGAUAGCAUUGCAUUCACUCCAUUCCAGACAUUACUAUGAGCCGUCCUCCCCUCAGAUGUGGAUGGGUUCGCUUCACACUGUUCCCUGGCCUGGCUACCGGGAAUCAAAACAGCGGAGAAGUUAAGCCUCGCGCUUUAACUCUCAUAGUUGUUGUGGGAAUUGAUCCUCGCAACCUUCCGGUUACUAGUCCAACGCUCUAACCACUAGGCUACGCUGCCGCCCCACAUCUACGUCAUAUCGCUGCAUCCACCUUUAAUAUUAUCAUUUUAAAAAGAAUAAUGUUUGAGGAAAUGGUGCUGAGCCCUGAGCAGAUGGAACCAGAUUAGUCCAAACAUGUUUUUACUGGAAUACUUGAGUUCUUAUUUAUUGUUGUGAAAGAAACUCACCAUGUAGUUUACCUCUCUGUCAGAUGGAUACAUUCCUCUACGUCCAGGGCAGGAAGAGGUUGGCACGUCUCAAGGCUUGGGUGGAGGGAGAGGAUUGGUUUGUGUGUGUGUGCGUCAGUCAGUCAGAUGUUUAUUUAAAAGGGUGAAUGUUAUAGCAUUGGAACUUUAAGGAAAGCUGGACUUCAGGACUAAUUCAACUGAAGAGAGAUGUGUUUCUAUGUACCUGCUUUAGAGCUAAUGGUAAAACACUAAUGAAAUUGGAAUGUAAAGAAGGAAAGACAAAAUUCAUCAAUUUGUUCUGAAUGAAUAUUGUUUCCUGUUUCAUUGAUCUUUGUGUACACCGUGUAAAUAGUGUAUUAUAGCUCUGGGGUUGUGACACCCUGCAUCCCUAUAGGAAGUGGUUAUUUGGAAGCUUAUGCAAAUCAAUACCAAUCUUUUCCAAGAAAUUAAAAAUGUAAUUUUUUUUUAUUGAACUGAGGAAUUCAUCUUUUAAAGCUUGAGUGAAAUUUUGUAAACUAUUUUAUUUUGUCAAUCUCCUCCGUGCGAUAUCUUGGAAGUGUGUUGCAAUGAGCCUAAAUGUGUUUAUCAACCAUAUAGUUUAUAUUCAAAACCGGGAUUUCUGUAUUUUAAUUUAAGGGGCAUUGAUAAGUGCUGUUGACUUGUGAGAUGGUGUGAGUGGUGUAGGUGCAGAAUGGCUUGUGUUUGCUGGAGUGUGUGAAUGGAAUGGAAUAAAUGAAAUGCAGUCUC
Molecule: messenger RNA, 5734 nt
Organism: Oncorhynchus keta (chum salmon)
Lineage: Eukaryota; Metazoa; Chordata; Actinopteri; Salmoniformes; Salmonidae
Gene: l3mbtl1b
Product: L3MBTL histone methyl-lysine binding protein 1b
Exons: 21
Coding region: 239-2800 (853 amino acids)
Biological process (GO): regulation of DNA-templated transcription
Cellular component (GO): nucleus
Molecular function (GO): zinc ion binding; protein binding
Source: RefSeq, a predicted model, not a curated record